Diachasma alloeum is the source of this 3843-nucleotide messenger RNA. RefSeq names its product N-acetylneuraminate 9-O-acetyltransferase. The coding region runs from base 263 to 2641 and encodes 792 amino acids. The record is from RefSeq and is a predicted model, not a curated record. NCBI's taxonomy places the organism in Eukaryota, Metazoa, Arthropoda, Insecta, Hymenoptera, Braconidae. The transcript has 9 exons.
ACCCCGGCGAGGGGAUUAUUAAUUAAUUUUCGUGUUUUUGUUGUUUUUAUCAACAAAAAAAGAUUUUUCAAUUCGUGGAUUAUCAGUCUGAAUGAGCUGCACGCAGUUGCAAUAAUGAAUUGUUAUGGAAUAAGGGAUAUCUCGAGUGUCUGUGUUCACCUGAAGCCCUGCAAGAUGUCAACAAUAAACAACUCGUUGCAUGUGUUUCGAUAAGAACAUUAUUUCCAAUGAUUUAUGAGUGAAUUUGUGAAUAAUAGCAGCCAUGACUGCUGCAGAACACUUUAUCAGUUUAAUUACGGUAGCGAGUGCUAAAAAAUUGGCAACAGCUCUUGUUGCUUGCUUUGUUUUGUAUCAUGGGUUGAUUCAUCUUAUUUAUGGUAGUGAUUCUUGCAAAUGGUUGCUGGAGGAGGGAAGAUACAAAGGGGACAAGGAAUGGCAGCCCUAUGGGUGCAUGAUGCAUCACUACACCCAAACGGACAGCAGAAGAUGUCUGAGGUAUUUAGCCUUCAUGGGCCACAAGAAUCACUUUGUCUUCGCUGGAGACGAGAGAAUUCGCCAGUUGUACAAAUCAUUUGUGCUGCAGUUCGUUGUCGAUGGAAAGGGAUCAGAUCCAUCAGAUUAUCCCCCAACGUCUGACUUGAAUUUUCACGACGCCCAGUUGAGAUUGAACGUCCAGUUUCUGUGGAGGCCGAGGUUGGACGUCUCAAUGAUCACGGAUUUUCGAAAUUGGAUGACAGGCGAAGCACCAGCAAUGAUAGUGGCAGGCUGCGCAGCAGCCGACAUUCUCUCCCACAACGCAAGCCACACUCGCCUGUACUCAGAAUACAGCAAUGGCCUCGUCCGCCUGGUCCAGCCGGCGGACGCCCUCGUCAAGCGAGGCUCGCAGUUCCUCUGGAUGAUGCAGGACCCAGUCCUCAAGGAGAAUCUGCCAGCUCACCUCACUGGCCUCGACAACAAGCAGAUCAAUCUCUGCAACAAGGCUGCCUACGAAGUUCUGCUGCACAGUGGGGCUCAUCUCUGGGAGAGCAGUAGACUGAUCGGCCAAGGGGUCCUCGAACAGAGUCCCGAUGGAUUCCUAGCCAGCCCCUCCUCCCUCAGACACAAAAUUCAGAUUUUACUCAACACCCACUGCAACGACCACAUGAAUUUUGGGGAUGGCACUUGCUGCAGCAGCCCAGAACCUGCCACCACUCUUCAGUUGGUCACCCUUGCUGCUAUGGCUGUUUGUGUUGUGACCGGCGGAAGCUACUGGCUAUUCCGUAAAAUAUUCCACAGAACUGAGGUACUGUAUUCCCGAGUGGUAACAGCAGAGGUGGAAGCAGCUGACGACAAUAAUGAGCCGGAAGGUCCCAAAGAAGAACCUCAAGCCAACGAUUUCUACAGUUUGAUCACAUCCCUGGCUAUUUUCUCGUGCAUCCUCGGAUAUUUUUAUCUGUGUGACAGAACAAAUUUCUUCAUGAAGGAGAACAAAUACUACAGUGAAUUCAGCUUCUGGUUGCCACUGGGGUACAUCCUCGCUUUGGGAUUAUUCUUCACUGAGGACUGUGAGAGGGGCCCCAGGGCUCUCAACCGCGAGCAGACGGACGAGUGGCGAGGGCUCAUGCAGGCUGUUGUCCUGAUAUACCACGUCACUGGUGCCAGCAAUGUUUUACCUAUUUACAUGCACCUGAGGCUGAUAAAUUCAGCUUAUCUUUUUUUAUCUGGGUAUGGACACUUCUGCUACUUCUGGCAGACUGGAGAUGUCUCAUUAGUUCGUCUCACGAGGGUGCUCUUCAGACUGAACGCCCUCGCAGUUUUCCUGUGCUUCUGCAUGAACCGACCAUAUCAAUUCUACCACUUCGUGCCCCUCGUCUCCUUCUGGUUCUGGGUGGUUUAUUUUCUCGCCUGGUUACCACCAAGAGUCUACUCAGGAAGUCUCACUGAGCAUGGACCUCGUGCCCUGCUCUAUCUGGCGCUGAAGCUCAUAGGAUUGGUCUCAGUGAUCACUGUCCUCUACACGUCAGAGGUCUUCUUCGAGAAGGUCUUCGUGACUCGACCCUGGAAGGCACUCUUCGUCACCACUGACGACGACAUCAGGGAGUGGUGGUCUCGGUGGAGAGUGGACAGGUACAGUGUGGCCUUCGGAGUUGCCUUCGGUGCUGCUCUCCUGGCCCUCCAGAGGAUGGACCACAUUCCAGGAAGUGCUCUGGCUCCACUAGUCGCCAUUGUCUCUCUUGCUGCUUAUACAACUCUUACGAUACUCUGUGUGUCUGUUGCCGAGUGCGAGGAGAUUCAUUCUUAUAUUGUCUUCAUACCGAUCGUUGGCUACAUAAUCCUGAGGAAUUCCUCUCUGGCACUGCGAGGAAAAUACUCAGUUCUACUAGCUGGACUUGGCAGAAUAAGCCUAGAGACACUAGUGGGCCAGGGUCACGUGUGGCUGGCAGCCGAUUCCCACGGGGUACUCGUGCUACUACCGAGGUUUCCAGUUCUCAAUCUACUGGUUUCUUCGUUCAUCUUCAUAUGCGCUAGUCACGAGAUCCACAGGUUGACAGUCAUUCUUGCACCCUAUGCAGUGCCAAACGAUUGGAAACUAGUGAUGAGGAAUUCUUUGCUGUUCCUUGCUGUGUUAGUUCCCAUUGGAAUUCACGAUGGGAUGAUUUAGGACAUUGGGGCCACAAAAAAGAUAACAAUAAUUGAUUAAUUGUGUUAGCAGUGAAUUGCAAGGAGAUGAUUCAACUGUACUUCAAGUUCGGGUUUUAAUUGUAAUUCUAAUUUUCGCACAAGACUUUUUGUUAUUUAUUCUCGGGUUGUGAAUAUCGAGGGAUGAGGGCUGUUAACUGAAUGCUAAAGGAACUUAAGCUAUUUUUAAUUAUCAACUCUAAAAUAGAAUUCGAUUUUGAGAGCAUCACCAUGAGGUUUAGUGAUAUUUAUCAAAAAAUUAUCUUGAAGUUUAGCUCCCUCAUUCUGUUUUACUACUUGACAACUAAUUUGAAAUGUUGAAACCUCUUAGUCUCAUGACUUCAAUUUUUAGAUAUUUUUAGAAUAUUUUUUUCAAUUGUAAGGCCGCAUGAAAAUGACACUACGACAUCAGUCAAUUUAUAAUAAUUUCCUCAUUUGUAUUUAUUGGUGAUAUGUAUUUACAAUUUAUUUAUAAAAAAAAGGUAAACUCAUCUAUUCCCGCCAGCAGGAUCUGCACUUUACCAAAAAUCCAAACUCUCUCGUUCAACUCAAUUCAUUUACAAUAAUGAAUGAAUAAUUUCGGUCAAUCCUUCGUCUUGUCCUUCUUCCCAUGUUUCACCUGGCUCGUGUAAACAUCGUACCCCAGGGAAAUUGUAUUGUCGUAAAGAACUCGAUAUCGAGUUGGUAAAAAGUAGAAGUUGAAUAUCUGGGCUGGUGGCCAGAUAAUCCACUCUGCUAAGUACAAUUUGUGAAAUUUUUCUCGCAUCUCAGCUUUCAAAUCCGGCCAGCUUGUGUUUUCUAGGAUACCCAGGGUGACGAAGAACACACCGAUGUACAGGGGUGAACAUAUCAACUGGUCCAAGACCAGUUUCUUCAUUACAAUGCCUAUUGUUUUGCCUGGCAUCCUGGCGUCGAGGUAGUUGUACCAGUGGUGGCAGAUUAUUCCCACUGUCAUGCCGGAUAUCGCCAUGUGCUGGGUUCGAAGGGGACUCCAGGCGUUCCAUUCUCCCUGAAGAUUAAAAUCAAACGAUUCAGGCUCUCCUUAUGACAAUCAGCGUUUAACAAUUGACAAAAUUUGAGAGGUCAGUAGUGAAAUUAUUUAUAUUCUGCCCUUCAAAGCUGUUUAGUUAUUUCAAGAAUGAGUGGGUCUAGGAGAAAAUGUGAGAAGACAUUUUUUGUGGAGAA